Molecule: messenger RNA, 1048 nt
Organism: Podarcis raffonei (Aeolian wall lizard)
Lineage: Eukaryota; Metazoa; Chordata; Lepidosauria; Squamata; Lacertidae
Product: beta-crystallin B2
Exons: 6
Coding region: 130-840 (236 amino acids)
Biological process (GO): lens development in camera-type eye; visual perception
Molecular function (GO): structural constituent of eye lens
Source: RefSeq, a predicted model, not a curated record
GCCUCUUGGUCUUUAGCAGGACAAAGGGUCGUGACGAGUCAGCUGAUCUGGGUUUUCAUUGCCCUUUAAUCCAACAUUCUCGAUUUUGAUCACACAUUCGUGAACUCGAUAAAUACUUCUGGUGCAUUAAUGUGCCGGCUGCCUAUAAAUUCUGGUGCUUGGCUGCAGCACUUCCAGUGGCAUAAGCAAACUCUGGUGCAACUGGGAGCAGCUCAACCACUUUUCAUGAUGGCUUCAGACCACCAAGCAUCAAAACAGCAGCAAGCCAGUUCCAAGAUUGUCGUCUUCGAGCAGGAGAAUUUCCAGGGUCGCUGCCAUGAGCUGAAUGCGGCUUGUCCCAAUUUGAAGGAGGUUGGGCUAGAGAAAGUGGGCUCCAUCCUGGUGCAUUCAGGCCCAUGGGUUGGCUAUGAGCAGGUGAACUGCAAAGGGGAGCAAUUUGUCUUUGAGAAAGGAGAAUAUCCCCGCUGGGACUCGUGGACCAACAGCCGGAGGAGCGACAGCAUCUCUGCCUUGAGGCCCAUCAAAGUGGACAGCCAGGAGCACAAGAUCGUCCUCUAUGAGAACCCCAGCUUCACUGGAAAGAAGAUAGAGAUCAUCGAUGAUGACGUGCCCAGUUUCCAUGCCCAUGGCUACCAGGAGAAGGUGUCCUCUGUGCGCGUCCAGAGUGGCACAUGGGUGGGAUACCAGUAUCCUGGCUACCGAGGCUACCAAUACCUCUUUGAGAAGGGGGACUAUAAGGACAGCGCUGAGUUUGGUGCUCAGCAGCCCCAGAUCCAGUCGGUGCGGCGAAUCCGGGACAUGCAGUGGCAUCAGAGGGGGGCCUUCCAUCCUGCCAGCUAAGCCUCCCACUCCCCUUCGCUGCUGCCUCCAGACUGGGGGGGGGGGAGGUGAGAGAGUGCUCUGAGAGAGCCAGCAAGGGCCCUGACCUGGUCAUCUACCCCCCCACCAGCUGGGGCCGCCUCUUCUGCACGCUCAUGUGUGUGAGUAACUGUUCUUGCUACUGCUGUCAUCACCAUGGAAUCACCUGAAUAAAGCUUUGCCAUUCGAA